Molecule: messenger RNA, 3558 nt
Organism: Rattus rattus (black rat)
Lineage: Eukaryota; Metazoa; Chordata; Mammalia; Rodentia; Muridae
Gene: Gabbr1
Product: gamma-aminobutyric acid type B receptor subunit 1
Exons: 24
Coding region: 303-3278 (991 amino acids)
Biological process (GO): gamma-aminobutyric acid signaling pathway; G protein-coupled receptor signaling pathway
Cellular component (GO): G protein-coupled receptor heterodimeric complex; membrane
Molecular function (GO): G protein-coupled GABA receptor activity
Source: RefSeq, a predicted model, not a curated record
CUUCCCCUGCACCCUCCUUCCUCCCUCCGCCCGAGAGCUUCCCCGGUCCCCGGCGCCGCCUCCUUCCCUCCCGGCACCGUGCUCUCGCGGCCGCCGUCGCCCCGGGGAAGGAGAGACGGGGGUGGGGUUUGCGGGUAGCGAUCGAGAAGGGGAGAGACCCCGGCCAGGCAGGAGCCUGGAUUCCUGUGGAAGAAGAACAGGGGGAGGGGAAGCUGGAGGACCGGGAGGGAGAACGGGGAGCCGCGGCCGGGCCUGGGGCCUUGAGGCCCGGGGAGAGCCGCGGCGCGGGACCGGCCGCCGAGAUGCUGCUGCUGCUGCUGGUGCCUCUCUUCCUCCGCCCCCUGGGCGCUGGCGGGGCGCAGACCCCCAACGCCACCUCGGAAGGUUGCCAGAUUAUACAUCCGCCCUGGGAAGGUGGCAUCAGGUACCGUGGCUUGACUCGCGACCAGGUGAAGGCCAUCAACUUCCUGCCUGUGGACUAUGAGAUCGAAUACGUGUGCCGUGGGGAGCGCGAGGUGGUGGGGCCCAAGGUGCGCAAAUGCCUGGCCAACGGCUCCUGGACGGAUAUGGACACACCCAGCCGCUGUGUCCGAAUCUGCUCCAAGUCUUAUUUGACCCUGGAAAAUGGGAAGGUUUUCCUGACGGGUGGGGACCUCCCAGCUCUGGAUGGAGCCCGGGUGGAGUUCCGAUGUGACCCCGACUUCCAUCUGGUGGGCAGCUCCCGGAGCAUCUGUAGUCAGGGCCAGUGGAGCACCCCCAAGCCCCACUGCCAGGUGAAUCGAACGCCACACUCAGAACGGCGUGCAGUAUACAUCGGGGCGCUGUUUCCCAUGAGCGGGGGCUGGCCGGGGGGCCAGGCCUGCCAGCCCGCGGUGGAGAUGGCGCUGGAGGACGUUAACAGCCGCAGAGACAUCCUGCCGGACUACGAGCUCAAGCUUAUCCACCACGACAGCAAGUGUGACCCAGGGCAAGCCACCAAGUACUUGUACGAACUACUCUACAAUGACCCCAUCAAGAUCAUUCUCAUGCCUGGCUGUAGUUCUGUCUCCACACUUGUAGCUGAGGCUGCCCGGAUGUGGAACCUUAUUGUGCUCUCCUAUGGCUCCAGUUCACCAGCCUUGUCAAACCGACAGCGGUUUCCCACGUUCUUCCGGACGCAUCCAUCCGCCACACUCCACAAUCCCACCCGGGUGAAACUCUUUGAAAAGUGGGGCUGGAAGAAGAUCGCUACCAUCCAACAGACCACCGAGGUCUUCACCUCAACGCUGGAUGACCUGGAGGAGCGAGUGAAAGAGGCUGGGAUCGAGAUCACUUUCCGACAGAGUUUCUUCUCAGAUCCAGCUGUGCCUGUUAAAAACCUGAAGCGUCAAGAUGCUCGAAUCAUCGUGGGACUUUUCUAUGAGACGGAAGCCCGGAAAGUUUUUUGUGAGGUCUAUAAGGAAAGGCUCUUUGGGAAGAAGUACGUCUGGUUCCUCAUCGGGUGGUAUGCUGACAACUGGUUCAAGACCUAUGACCCGUCAAUCAAUUGUACAGUAGAAGAAAUGACCGAGGCGGUGGAGGGCCACAUCACCACGGAGAUUGUCAUGCUGAACCCUGCCAACACCCGAAGCAUUUCCAACAUGACGUCACAGGAAUUUGUGGAGAAACUAACCAAGCGGCUGAAAAGACACCCCGAGGAGACUGGAGGCUUCCAGGAGGCACCACUGGCCUAUGAUGCUAUCUGGGCCUUGGCUUUGGCCUUGAACAAGACGUCUGGAGGAGGUGGCCGUUCGGGCGUUCGCCUGGAGGACUUUAACUACAACAACCAGACCAUUACAGACCAGAUCUACCGGGCCAUGAACUCCUCCUCCUUUGAGGGCGUUUCUGGCCAUGUGGUCUUUGAUGCCAGCGGCUCCCGGAUGGCAUGGACACUUAUCGAGCAGCUACAGGGAGGCAGCUACAAGAAGAUCGGCUACUACGACAGCACCAAGGAUGAUCUUUCCUGGUCCAAAACGGACAAGUGGAUUGGAGGGUCUCCCCCAGCUGACCAGACCUUGGUCAUCAAGACAUUCCGCUUCCUGUCACAGAAACUCUUUAUCUCCGUCUCAGUUCUCUCCAGCCUGGGCAUUGUUCUUGCUGUUGUCUGUCUGUCCUUUAACAUCUACAACUCCCACGUUCGUUAUAUCCAGAACUCCCAGCCCAACCUGAACAAUCUGACUGCUGUGGGCUGCUCCCUGGCACUGGCUGCUGUCUUCCCUCUCGGGCUGGAUGGUUACCACAUAGGGAGAAGCCAGUUCCCGUUUGUCUGCCAGGCCCGCCUUUGGCUCUUGGGCUUGGGCUUUAGUCUGGGCUAUGGCUCUAUGUUCACCAAGAUCUGGUGGGUCCACACCGUCUUCACGAAGAAGGAGGAGAAGAAGGAGUGGCGGAAGACCCUAGAGCCCUGGAAACUGUAUGCCACUGUGGGCCUGCUGGUGGGCAUGGACGUCCUGACUCUUGCCAUCUGGCAGAUUGUGGACCCCUUGCACCGAACCAUUGAGACUUUUGCCAAGGAGGAACCAAAGGAAGACAUCGAUGUCUCCAUUCUGCCCCAGUUGGAGCACUGCAGCUCCAAGAAGAUGAAUACGUGGCUUGGAGAGCUUUGGUCUUUUGCUGUGAGUAGUGAUGUUCAGCGGAGGGCCACUGUAGGCGGUGACUCACCCAUCUGUGUCUGGCCAGCUCCUGAGAGCAUUUUCUAUGGUUACAAGGGGCUGCUGCUGCUGCUGGGAAUCUUUCUUGCUUACGAAACCAAGAGCGUGUCCACUGAAAAGAUCAAUGACCACAGGGCCGUGGGCAUGGCUAUCUACAAUGUCGCGGUCCUGUGUCUCAUCACCGCUCCUGUGACCAUGAUCCUUUCCAGUCAGCAGGACGCCGCCUUCGCCUUUGCCUCUCUGGCCAUCGUGUUCUCUUCCUACAUCACUCUGGUUGUGCUCUUUGUGCCCAAGAUGCGCAGGCUGAUCACCCGAGGGGAAUGGCAGUCCGAAGCGCAGGACACCAUGAAAACAGGAUCAUCCACCAACAACAACGAGGAAGAGAAGUCCCGACUGUUGGAGAAGGAAAACCGAGAAUUGGAAAAGAUCAUCGCUGAGAAAGAGGAGCGCGUCUCUGAACUGCGCCAUCAGCUCCAGUCUCGGCAGCAACUCCGCUCACGGCGCCACCCCCCAACACCCCCAGAUCCCUCUGGGGGCCUUCCCAGGGGACCCUCGGAGCCCCCUGACCGGCUUAGCUGUGAUGGGAGUCGAGUACAUUUGCUUUACAAGUGAGGGGGCAUGGAGAAGGAUCGAGCCAGUAGGGGAGGGAAGGGUCUGGGAAGAGGGUGGGGGCCUGGGAGGAGGGUAAGGACUACUAUCUCCAACCUGGAGAGCACGCGCUCCAAUCCCCCUCUUAUAAAUACAUGUCGCUCUGUGCAUCUGGGGUUAUUUGGGUCUCCAGUACUCUGGGAAACAGACUGUUUUCUUUCUUCCCUAUAAUUUUAUAUCUCCACUUCACAGGUUUUGUUUGAACCCUGCUUGGAGUUAUUAUUCACUCAUGGCUCCAGAGGGG